This is a messenger RNA of Verticillium dahliae VdLs.17, 777 nucleotides long. RefSeq lists its product as uncharacterized. The coding region runs from base 1 to 777 and encodes 258 amino acids. Lineage: Eukaryota; Fungi; Ascomycota; Sordariomycetes; Glomerellales; Plectosphaerellaceae. The record is from RefSeq and is a predicted model, not a curated record. The transcript has 2 exons.
AUGCAAUCCUUCGGCGACACGACCAAGGCCUCGUCCAGCAAGCAAGCGGCGGCGCCAUGGCCCUCCACCACGCCAGUCGACCCCGACCACGACCCGGACCACGACACCGCCCCCGAAACGGCACCGCCCCAGUUCCGCCGCCGCCGCCUCACCCCCUGGAGCCCAGCCUGGCACUGGACCAAGCUCACGCUCCGCUGCGCCGCAACCAUGACCGCCGCCGCCGGCAUCCCCAUCGCCGCCGCGACGCACGGCGAAGGCACGCGCGCGCCCCUGCGCUUCGGGCUGCCGGCGCACGUCGCGGCGCUGGCGUACGACCUGGCCGAGUGGGCCGUGGUGCAGCGCCACUUCCGGGCGCGGCGCGGCAUGCGGCCCGCCGUCACGGCCGGCGCCGAGGCCUCCCUCGUCGUGCUGCACGCCGUCCUGCUGGCGCUGUACCUGUACAUCAUGCUCGGCGGGUACUGGGCGCCCAACUGGUUCGGCCGCGGGGGCUGGGGGUGGCCUGUUUUGUGCAUGGGGAUUGCCAUCGUGGCGCGCAUCGUCCUCGCGGGACGAGCCGCGAACGAGGUGUACCGGCUCAGAAUGACGACGGCCAGCGGGGAUGCGAUUCGGUACUUCCACGAUGCCGACACGAACGAACCGCCGGCGCGCGUUGUCGUUCCAUCCUGGCACGGCGUCGAUGCGGAGGCCGGCGGGAUGGAGCCGCCAUCGGGGUAUCGGGAUGCUGACGAGCAGGGGAGCACGGACAAGGUGUUUCUGCCGAGUCCCUCUCGCGAGUAG